UAUUAUGCAAUUUUUAUUAAAAAUAUGUGUCUUAUCAAUUAUCAUAAAAUGUACAGUCAGUGAACUUCAAUGUUUGUCUUCGAAUAGAAACGUAGAUAAAUGUCAAGAUUGGAAAAAAAUGUCUGUACUCGUGGCCGAUCUAGUGGGUAGGUCAAUCGUCAAUGAUAAAGUAGGAACAAAAUCUAACAUGUUAACGCUGUUAAUUCGUGCUGCAUCGGGUGUUAUCGGACAUGGCACCAAUGCUCUAAAAACUCUUAUAGUAAACGGAUUGGUACUUCUGACGAAAACUAUUAUAACGGUUUCUGAUUACGGAACAACCAAUUACAGAGGUACUAGCCAAAAGACUAAGAGCCUUCCCGAUGGCCGUCCGAUCGACUGGAUCAUGAAUAAUCCAUAUAUAAAAUCAAUGAUGGAUGAUGCGACUGACGAAUCGUUGCCAGAUCUAUUGAUCGAACAGUUGGCAUCGGGAAUGCCAUGUGUUCAGUUGCUGCUCUGUCGCUUGUCGCCAAUCAUACACUACAUGCAACGUCGGGUAAAGGAGAGUAGGCGCGGCCGGUCCAAAGAAUGGGUGGCGUGGAAUGUGUCCGACUGGCAGCAAGUCAAAGGGAACGCGAAGCAUUGCUCGGAAAAACAUUACGACUGCGCGAAAAUGAUUAAACUGAAUAAUUCGUCCCGGUGAUGCAAAUCGUAUGACAUCGGCAAACGUUAAUCCUGCUACGUGGUGACAUUUCUGUUCAAAAUUCGUAUUCAACAAAAGUAUUAUUUAUCAAAUUAAAAAGUAAUAAUAUUGGGUGUAGCCGUGUAGGUACUUAUAUACUAUACCUAUAUAAUAAUAUAUAUAUAGCGCCGUAAUGUGAGGGGAGUGAGUCAUUACUGCUUUGGGUGGAACAUUUUAAAUCAAUUAAUUAUUUUAUACUUAAUUUUAUAAAUAAUAUUAAAAAUAGUGGGUAAUAGCUUUUAAGCUUUAUAAUAUUUCCGAGAAGGUGACCAAUUACCAAAUAUGGUGACAAAAAUCUUAAAUUUUAAAGCCCUUGUAGGGCGUAGGCUCUUAUUAUUAUAGGCAGUGAAUAAUUAAUAAAUGUGUACACAAUCCGACAUGGUGUAUUUAUUGCUUUGUGUAUAGUGUAUAGUCUAUGUAUAAGUAUUAAGUACCUACACAUAAUAAUAAUGUAAUUCAAGAUGUAAUUUCACAUUUUUUCAUGGGAUGCAAAACCAAUAUUGAAAAUCUAAAGUAAUACCAAAGUCAUUGUAAUUAACAAGUGUGUCAAUAGGACGUGCAACCGUUGUUGCCUAUAUAGCUAAGCUAGUGGUUAGAAUACUGGCUUCUAUAGCUGGUACGCAUAUAGUUUUUGAAUUAGCCAUUAGGUAUAAAUUAUAAUUGUUAUUAUAUUAUAAUAUUAAACGAGCAUUUAUCAAAAACAUCACGUAGAUAUGUGUUUCUGUGAAACAGUACGAGCUUAUAAUUAUAAUUUAUUUAUGAAGGUAAUUCAAUAAAUGAAAAACAAUUUUAAUAUGAGCCUAUUGCGCACUUCUUUAAUUUUUAGUUUAAUAGAAUUAUUUUUCAAUCUUUUCUGUGGCGUUUUUUUGUUUUUGUUUGUGAUGUGAUGGGGAUUUAGCGCAAACUUAAGAUAGUAAUUUUCUUCUGUCUUUAGUAUCUACCUUCUCUCUAAAUCCAAAUGGACUGAAGAAUUUUUGUAGGUUUAUAUACCUAUUUGGCUAUAUUUAUAUAUAUAUAAUUCACUUCUUAGGGCCAACUUUACUCGGCCCCCACCCUCCCCCCAACGUCUUUGUCCGAUUGAUUUGAAAAUUCUGCUUAUUUUGCAUAUUAUUUGUUUUAAGAAUAUGCAAAUCAAUACUUUUUGUUUUGGUGAAUUAUAUAAGUUUUUUACUAGCUCCCGAAACGAUUUUUACUUGAUAAUAUUUUAAUGGCUUAUUUGGAAAUUCUAAAAACCAAUAAUUUUUAGUUAUUAUUUAUUUAU
Messenger RNA from Acyrthosiphon pisum (pea aphid), 1979 nucleotides. RefSeq lists its product as uncharacterized. The transcript has 3 exons. The coding region runs from base 5 to 679 and encodes 224 amino acids. NCBI's taxonomy places the organism in Eukaryota, Metazoa, Arthropoda, Insecta, Hemiptera, Aphididae. The record is from RefSeq and is a predicted model, not a curated record.